AUCUUCAUCUUCAUCUUCAUCUUCGUAGCUCUUCCUUUCUUCUUCUUCUUGGACCCCUGGCAUCUGAUCAGUCUCAGUUUCGUGCGUUUUACCUCUUAGCAUCAACAACCGCCUCCUCCGAUCUCUCUCCUGCGCCACCGUCACUCCUCCUCCGGCCACCGGCUGCUUCACUCUUCCGGAGACGCAGUAGGUUCCUGACGGAACUCCGUCGAGCUCAUCUCUGCCAAAAAUGGGGUAAACAGGAAUGAUCUCAUCGGCAGGGGUGGGGAACUCAAAAUCUUCAUCUUCAUCUUCGUAGCUCUUCCUUUCUUCUUCUUCUUGGACCCCUGGCAUCUGAUCAGUCUCAGUUUCGUGCGUUUUACCUCUUAGCAUCAACAACCGUCUCCUCCGAUCUCUCUCCUGCGCCAUCGUCACUCCUCCUCCGGCCACCGGCUGCUUCACUCUUCCGGAGACGCAGUAGGUUCCUGCCGGAACUCCGUCGAGCUUAUCUCUGCCAAAAAUGGGGUAAACAGGAAUGAUCUUAUCGGCAGGGGUGGGGAACUCAAAAGCAUCAUCUUCAUCUUUAUCUUCAUCUUCGUAGCUCUUCCUUUCUUCUUCUUCUUGGACCCCUGGCAUCUGAUCAGUCUCAGUUUCGUGCGUUUUACCUCUAAGCUGCUCUUCCAAAUUACUGUUCUGCUCUUCCAAUUCUCUGACCCUGUUCUUUGCACCUUGAAACGCGUUCAUAAUUUCAUAUACACGGCUCUCGAAGUAGCCGUAGUCUCCCUCAAUCGCGCUGAGAUUCUCCAUCAGCAACUUCACUUCAUCUCCUUUCUGGGUACGCAGAGAAUCCAGCUCAAGUUCUAAACCCCUCAUUCGAGCUGAUGUUUCACUCUUAUGGGUUUCAUGCAUCUCGGUGUGACUCGCAAGUUCCCUUUCUCUCUCACCCAAUUUCUCCCUCAGCUGGCUACAUUCGGUGACAAGUUCUUGUAAAAGCUUUGAAUUCUCACCAUUCAACGUUUCAGCUUCCAUCUUUAAAUCACUGAUCAUCUUCUCUGCUUCCUUCUCUUCAGUAGUUUCUGUCAACUCCCUUUUCAAGUCAGCCACUUGAAGUUCUUGCUUAAUUUCAUCUGUCACCAUCUGAAACUCAUUUUGCAAUUCUCCAUUUUUACUGCCAUUUUCCUCUGAAGAAUAAGCUGAAUCCGAGUCCAAGCCGGAGGAAGAAAAAUAAGAAACAUAAUCUGUAUUCCCAUAUUUUUCAUCCUCAACUAAUGUCUUCUCCACAGACUUCCUGCCGCAGCUGCCAAAAAUUGAUCGCAGAAUCCGGGAAAAUUUUGAGGGUUUUUUAAUAAUGGAUCGUGGUGGUGGUUGAGAAAAAACAGCUUGCUGAUCCAUUGGGAAAAAAGACAGAAGACAGAGAUGUAACUCUUGGGAAAAAAGACAGAAUUGGGGUAGAGAUGCAGAGAUGUAGGGAGUGCCUUUUAUGGUGAAAGAUAUCCAACAGCAAAAUGAACAACACUGUGAAUAGGAAAUAGAGGAAAUUAAGAGGGGAAUCAAGUCUGGAAACAUUACACCAGAUGCUUCAAAUAUCAGAUUCUCAGAUAAGGUACUUGAUGAGCAAAAGCAUGCCAUCAAGAUUUCUGAUGAGAAGGUGGCUUUGGCUGUUGCAGCAUAUGAGUUGGUACAAAACAUGGCACUCUGUCAUUCCGUCUCUGCUAAGUGACCACAUUUGUUAUAUUGAUGAUUAGCAUAUGUCGUGGUUCCAUAAUUCUUAGCUUUUUUUUUUAUAUUUUUUUUAAUUCAUUAAUUGUUAGUGGCUAAAAUAUCUUAGUGGAUAUCUUGUUCCUGAGUUUCCUUUCGACUCAACUUAACAAGCCUUAACCCCAUUUUCUUGGGGUUGGCUACAUGGAUUGGUCAUUAGUUGGCAUUAUUCAAAGCCACAUCCCAACUACUUGAGUGCAGUUUCUUUCUUUUUUUUUUUUUUGACUGGACAGUAGUUUUGAAGCCUAGCUGGUAUUUGGGUGGCAUCCCAAUUAACCUAGGAGUAAGUGUUUUAGACAUGUUUUAAGUUGUAGUCAAGCAUUUUAUUAUUUGUAACCUAUUCUGCAAGUAAUAGUCGACUGUUUAUAACCUGCCUAUUGUUUAUUGAAUAUAACUUGAGCCAUGUCCUUUUUGAGGAAUAUAUUGAUUUUCUGCACCAUACAAUUCUACAAGUAGGGCCCUUUAAGGAUUUCAUCACUCUUUGUUUAAUGAUUAUGUCUGAUUUCUACAAUGAAGCUCUUAAUGAAAUUUGUUCUUGAGUAUAUUUCUUGGUCUUUAUUGGAUUGAGUCUCACAUAGACUCUCCAUUCCAGACAUCCACCCAUCUUGAUUUUAUUUGAAAAUAGGUUGAAUUCUUGGGAAAGACUAUGGUACACAUGAAGGGUGUGUACCAUAUGCACCCGUAUGCACCUGAUAACUAAAGAAGACAAUGGCACAACUUCAUGCUUUUUGAGUCCCAACUUAAAAAAAAAUAAAAAAUAAAAAAACCAAUAACCAAACAACACAUGAGGCAUAACCAAAGAUCUCAAGAGUCAUAACUAAAAUAAGAUCAUAACUAAAGAAGUUAAUUGAAUAUAACUUGAGUAGAAUUUCCCUAAAUUCUUUUACCCAUAUAUCAUUUCCUGCAUGUGUAAGGACAUCUAUAUUUCAUUAUGGUCAUUGUGAGAUUUUGAUGAAUGAAUUUUUGUUAGAACGUAUGUGUUCAUUGAAUUUUUAUGCAGCAAUGGAACAUUUCAUAGAUCUUGUUUUUACAUCAGUUGUAAGUAUCUCAUGGAUUGAGUUGAAAAUUUCCCCAUUUUGUUUUUUGGUUAGAGUGUAUAUUGUGAUUAUGAAACAGGUAGAUGCUCAAGUUCAACAACUUGAUCAAUAUCUGAAAAAAUUUGAUGAAGAGCUUCAGUGUGAAAGAGAAAGUGCUGCUACAACUGGGUCAGCUGCUCAAAAUCUCAAAAAUAAUGUUAAAGCUACCAGUGGCAGAGGAAGGUGUAAGACGUAUUGCUAAAGGAGACUAUGGGCUUUGACCCUUUGAUAUCAAUUUUGAAGCUUAGAGGAAGUAGCUACAGUUUCACCCAACAGAAGACGAUAAACCUUCUCAGUGCUUUAGAGACCGUCGGUUUGCUAAUAAUGGGAGGUCCAGAAAUUGACACUGGAAAGAUGUCAAUAGGCUGACCAAUAAAGCAGUCUUGGUUCAGGUUUGUUUCAAAAUAAGUUAUCUGCUAUAAUGAAUACCUUUAUAAUUUUGUAAGAUUUCUCUCACUGGUCUAUGUAUAUUAUUGGUUGUAGAAAAAAGUUUUUGACCAUCUUUUAAUGCUACGAGUAGAAAGCCAAUGGGCUCCUGUUCCUGUGCGAUGUAUGGUCAGAUAACAUUCUUUUUCUUCUUGUGGGUGUGUGUGUUUUAAAGAAUACCCUUACAACGAGAUAUCAUGAGGAACACCCUCUUGGAUGCUAGGUUACUUAAAUUACUUGUACGUUUUAUUGGUAAUGUAGAUUGUGCAAUCUGAGUUGUGUCACUCGUUUCAAAGAAUGUUAAAAGAUGGUGAUUAUUACAUCUCCAUUUCUUGUUCUAUAAUGUUCUAUAAUAUUUAAUGGAAAGCGAGAAUAUAAUUGAUAGACCAUUAGUAAAUACAAAGUCCCUUCUGAAGAUGUGUUUCACCAAAUACUCUUUUUCCUGGUUGAGGGAAAACAAACAUGGACUUGGAUAUAGCUUGUGCCAUUCCAAUAGAGUAUUGCAAGUGAGUCUAUCCUGUUAAAUGACACUGUGUAAAGCUGUAAAGUAAAUGGUACAUCUAUGAAAUACCCAUCCUGUAUGGCAAUGAUUGAUGUUCCUAGGAAUUUUGCUUUGAUAAAUAGGUAAAAAAAUGAGAGUCUUCUCUUAUGGUGAACUUGUAGGCACUUAUUUGCAAGAAUAGCUUACUGUGGGCGAUGUAUCUGCUCUAAAAUAGCGAUUCCACAGUUAAGAGCAUGAAUCGAGUUGGAAUUGCAUUUCCAUCAAGAUAGAAUUGAGGUUCCAAUUGUGAUGGGCCCGUUCUCAAGCAUAUGAAUCCAAAAGAUACAAAUGAAAAUCAAUGCAAAAUAAAUAAAUAAAUAAUACCAAAGCAAAGCCACCAGGGCAACUGAGAUGAGACUGUUCUCAAAUACUUACCUGAUGCUAGUUUCCUAUGUCUGUGCUCUUUAGAGUAAGUUGUAUAACUAGGAACUUCUCAUUCUUUUAAAGAAAAUAAAUAAAUAAAUAAAUAAAAGGUUAGAAUACUGGCUAAGUAUAUCAAUAAAUGUAUGCCCUCAUGCACGUAGUUGGGCUCAGAAUUAUUUAUUUAAUUAUUUAGACUCCUUGGACCAUAGAAAAUGCUAUUUCCUGCUUAUUACUAAAUGGCUUGUUUAAGGCAUAUAAGUCUAGCAAUAACUAAUAAAGUAAUUAAGUGUUUUACUAACUUUCAUGCAUUUUUUCGCAGAAUAGAGAUCUACUAAUGAGCUUUAUGUUAAAAUUAUUGCAUGAAAUAAAACGCAUGAUCAUUAACAACCAUUUACUUAUAUACCAACAAAAAGAAACUUCUUGGUGCAUCACCAACUUUAGAAAGGUGCAGAGUCUGUAUAAAAAAUUUCCAGGACUUCUAACAUGCACAGAAGCUUUUUAUUUAUAUGAGGCACUUAGAUGCAUCGGUGAUCUGAUUGCCAGUCAUACUAAGAAUCUUGAUGCCCUGGCAAGCAAAGUUCUUGAAGAGGAGCCACAAGUAGAGCCUGCACUGAAUUCUAUCCUUCGAAUCAUCUUGAGGACUUCCAGCAUGCAGGAAUUUGUAGCAGCAGACUAUGUUUUUAAGUGCUUUUGUAAGAAAAACCCUGAUGGUCAAGCAAUGCUUGCAUCUACAUCAAUCCCUCAACCGCAGCCAACGACUCAUGCUCUGCCUGAGGAUGUGAGAACAUGUCAUUUGGAAGAGCUGCUAGUGUUCUUUCUCAUGUGCUAAAGGACAAUAUGCAAUGCAAGGAGAGGGUUUUACGAAUUAAAUUCGAAGAACCUACACCAUCUUUAGGAGCCCCAGAGCCAUUAUUGUACUGUGUAGUGAAAUACUUGGCUCUUGUUUCUUGCAUGAAAAGUAAAGAAGGAAAACUAAAUGCAUCAGGGAAUACAUAUGUACAAGCAAUUAUUUUGAAACUGCUAGUCAUUUGGCAUUCAAAUUGCCCGAGUGUGGUGCAGUGCUUCCUAGAUUCACGUCCUCAUCUUACAUAUCUGCUAGAGUUGGUAUCAAAUUCAACCACAACAGUGUGUAUAAGGGGGUUAAUAGCGGUUAUAUUAGGAGAAUGUGUUAUUUAUAAUAAAUCCAGUGACAGUGGAAAGGAUGCUUAUACCAUAGUUGAUGCCACAAGUCAGAAAGUGGGGCUCACAUCAUACUUUUUGAAGUUUGAGGAGAUGCAAAAAAGCAUAAUUUUUUCUUCUGCAAAACCGGCUGAGCCCCAGAAACCAUUGACAAGAUCCACCGUUGCUAGUAUAGCUGAGAUUGAAGAUGUCGAAGAGAAUAAGGCGAGUGAUCUGAAGAAUGAGGAUCAUCCGAUGCUUGCUUCGAUGUUUGAUGCUCAGUUUGUUGACUUCAUCAGGAAUUUGGAGGCAGAUAUUAGAGAGAGCAUUGUAGAUGUCUAUAGUCAUCCAAAGAGCAAUGUGGCGGUAGUGUCAGCAGAAUUGCAACAGAAAGGUUGGGAAAGUGAUGGAGACUAUGUUAAACGGCUGAAAUCAUUUGUAGAGAAGCAGUGCUCUGAGAUAACGGAUCUUCUUAGUCGCAAUGCGACCUUAGCUGAAGACCUGGCCAAGAUUGGUAGGGGUGGUUCAUCCCAGCCUGAGCAUAGAUCUAGUGGGGGCUCAGAAAGAGUCCAGUUGGAGACACUCCAUAUAGAUCUUCAAGAGGCAUCACAACGGCUAGACACGCUUAAAACAGAGAAAACCAAGAUUGAAUCCGAGGCUUCAAUGUACUGUAAUUUGGCUGGUAAGAUGAAAUCCUAUCUGAAAAGCUUGUCCGAUGCUUAUAACAAUCUUGAACAGGCAAAUUUCCAUCUAGAAAAGGAAAUUAAAGCUUUGAAGAGUGGAGGGGCCACACGUAUUCCAGAUGUCAAGACUGUAAAGGCAGAAGCAUGGGAAGAAGCCCAAAAGGAGAGCGAGGCAGAAUUGAAUGAUUUGCUUGUAUGCCUCGGGCAAGAGCAGAGCUAGGUAGAGAAGCUGAGUGUGAGAUUGUUAGAGUUGGGUGAAGAUGUAGACAAAUUACUUGAAGGAAUUGGUGAUGAUAUUGGGCUUCUGGAAGAUGCUGAAGUCGAGGAAGACUGAUAGCCUCAUGGGUUGAUCUUUUGUACAUCUUUAGUGAGUUGUACAGUACUUAGUCUCCAAUUGUUUUUAUAAUGUUGACAUAGUUGAAUCUAAAUUAGUUAUUCUUUGGGAUUGUCUUUUGUUGGUGGAAACAUGAUGUGUAUUUUAUUGUUGAAGCCUCCCAAGAAGAUGUAUAUUGACAGUAACUUCCAGUAUUGAUCAUUUUUUCCAACUCUAUUAGCAUGUUAACUCCA
Molecule: messenger RNA, 6551 nt
Organism: Camellia sinensis
Lineage: Eukaryota; Viridiplantae; Streptophyta; Magnoliopsida; Ericales; Theaceae
Source: RefSeq, a predicted model, not a curated record